UGGUCGGCACGGCGAGACGGCGGGCGCCGCGCCACGCGCUUUGAGCAUGGAAGGCGGGAGCGCCGCCGCGGCCGCGGAGGCCUACCAGUACGUCGGACCCUUCAGACUGGAGAAGACCCUCGGCAAAGGACAAACUGGUCUGGUAAAGCUGGGCGUGCACUGCGUCACCGGGAAGAAGGUCGCCAUCAAGAUUAUCAACCGCGAGAAGCUUAGCGAGUCCGUGCUCAUGAAGGUGGAGCGGGAGAUAGCUAUCAUGAAGCUGAUCGAGCAUCCGCACGUGCUCGGACUUUCCGACGUCUACGAAAACAAGAAGUAUCUGUACCUGGUGCUGGAGCAUGUGAGCGGCGGCGAGCUGUUUGACUACCUCGUGAAGAAAGGCCGUCUUACACCCAAGGAAGCGCGCCGCUUCUUCCGUCAGAUCAUCUCCGCCCUCGACUUCUGCCACAGCCACUCCAUCUGCCACCGCGACCUCAAACCGGAGAAUCUGCUGCUGGACGAGCGGAACAACAUCAAGAUCGCGGACUUCGGCAUGGCCUCGCUGCAGCCCGCUGGCUCGUUGCUCGAGACCUCGUGCGGAAGCCCGCACUACGCUUGCCCGGAGGUCAUCAGGGGCGAGAAGUACGACGGGCGGCGCGCAGACGUGUGGUCGUGCGGCGUGAUCCUGUACGCACUGCUCGUGGGCGCUCUGCCCUUCGACGAUGACAAUCUCCGCCAGCUGCUUGAAAAGGUGAAACGUGGCGUGUUCCACGUGCCGCACUUCGUGCCGCCCGACUGCCAGCAACUGCUGCGUGGCAUGAUCGAGGUCAACCCGGACAAACGCAUCACGCUGGCGCAGAUCACGCGGCACCCCUGGGUGACGGCGGGGGGACGCGGCGAGCUGGAGCAGGAGUUGCCCAUGAUGGAGGUGGUGCAGACACGCGUGCUGCCUGGCGCCGACGCGCUCGAUCCCGACGUGUUGCAGGCCAUUUGCAGCCUCGGUUGCUUCAAGCAGCGCGACAAGCUCAUACAGGACCUGCUCAGCCCCCAUCACAACACGGAGAAGGUGAUAUACUUUUUGUUGCUGGAGCGUAAGCGGCGGCGUCCGGCUCGCGACGACGAGCCCCGUCCACCCGCGCCCGCGCCGCCCGGCGACCCCCCGCGCAAGCGCCUCGACACCUGUCGGGUGAAUGGCCAGUCCGCUCAGUUCGGACAGAUCAGCGAAGGUUCACCGAUAACUCCCAGAAGAUCGCAGAUCAGCAGGUCAUCUUCGGGGCGGCGCGAGGGACGCAGUUCUCCGCAGCUGGCCGCGAGCCCGCCUGCGGGCCACACGCCGCACCGUGCGGCCUCACUGGGCGGCAGCCCCGCCGCGCCUGGCGCCCCCGGCUCGCCGCUGGCGUCGCCCUCGUUGCGGGAACACCACCACCAGCGCGCCAACUCCAGCGGCCCCACCAUCAGCCUUAACAUCAGUGGUGAGCCGGGCGAAGCGGUCAUUAUCAUAAACGAGUCACCGCUGCUCGGCGCCGCAUCCUCGCCCGCGCCCUGCCGCCCGCACAGCCCCGCGCACGCCCACACGCACAGAGCGCGAGAGAGGUCGUCGCUACCCGGCCCGCCCACGUCUGCGCAGUCGCCCGCGCAGCCCUCUCUCUUUCCGAACCUGGCUACAUUGACAGCGGCUACGGGGGGCGGAGUUGCGGGAGGCGCGGCGGGCGGGGCCCCGGCGGCGCCCUGGCGUGCGCGUCUCGCCACCAUCAAGAACUCCUUUCUCGGCUCGCCGCGCUUCCACCGGCGAAAGAUGCAGACGUCGUCAGAGGAGGUGCACCUGACGCCGGAGUCGUCGCCCGAGCUAACGAAGCGGUCGUGGUUCGGUUCGCUGCUGCUGGCCGCGGACAAGGAGGAGACCUUCACGGCGCUCGUCAAGGGCAAGCCGCUCGCCACCGUCAAGGCAGACCUCAUACACGCCUUCCUCAGCAUAGCGGAGCUGUCUCACAGCGUGCUGGGUCCCAUGUCCUUCCGAGUGGAAUAUAAGCGCGGUUCCAACGCGCCCGCCAUGUUCCAGAGGCACGUCAGGUUUCAGGUGGACAUAUCGACGAUAACGAAAGCGCCCGGCGAGAACGGCAAGGAGUACCUGUACGCCAUCACCUUCACCCUGCUCUCAGGAAACAUCAGGCGGUUCCGCCGCGUGUGUGAGGUGGUGCAGGCGGCCGUGUGUCGCGCGCCCGGCACCGGCCGCGCUCCCGCCCAGCCGCCGCGCGCGCUGCACCCGCCCUCGCCGCGCGCGCCGCGCAGGCACCUCGUCCUCGCCCAUGCAACGGGUGAGAUCCCCGACAGCCCCGACCCGCCGGCGCAGUCAGACCACGACAGCGAUUCGUCCGCCUUCGAGCCUACGAAGAGCCCAAGCCGGUCCUCCAUCGAUCACCUCGACCAGAACGGCGCGCACCCGCUGGGUUCCAGCUCCUCCGUCACCAGCGGCUCCAGCGGAUACAAACAGCCGGGCGGGUGCGGCGGGUCCGGGGGGCGCGGUGGGCGCGGGCGGCGCACGGAGCCGGCCUCCGCUUCCCUCGACCACGAGAUCAUGAGUUGCGGCCGUGACCUGCCAGGCACGCACACGAAACGUUCGUCGUCGGAAUGCCGGGAUGCAAACUGCUCGCCGCGGCGUGGACUCGACUGUGGCUCGCGCGAGCGGGACUCCGCGCGCGACCUGCUGCGCCGUCACAACUCUUUGCGGGACGCGCCCGCGCCCCCCGCGCCCCCCACAGCGCCCCCCACAGCGCCCCCCACAGCGCCCGCCGCCGGCGCCGAGUCGCGCGCCAUCGUGCCGCACUGGGCCGACCCGUGGCGCAUUGGGUCGCCCCGUGCCCCACUGGGCCGACCCGUGGCGCAUUGGGUCGCCCCGUGCCCCACUGGGCCGACCCGUGGCGCAUUGGGUCGCUCCGUGCCCCACUGGGCCGACCCGUGGCGCAUUGGGUCGCCCCGUGCCCCACUGGGCCGACCCGUGGCGCAUUGGGUCGCUCCGUGCCCCACUGGGCCGACCCGUGGCGCAUUGGGUCGCCCCGUGCCCCACUGGGCCGACCCGUGGCGCAUUGGGUCGCUCCGUGCCCCACUGGGCCGACCCGUGGCGCAUUGGGUCGCCCCGUGCCCCACUGGGCUCUCGCCCAAUUAG
Molecule: messenger RNA, 3139 nt
Organism: Papilio machaon (common yellow swallowtail)
Lineage: Eukaryota; Metazoa; Arthropoda; Insecta; Lepidoptera; Papilionidae
Gene: sff
Product: serine/threonine-protein kinase BRSK2
Exons: 25
Coding region: 47-3139 (1030 amino acids)
Biological process (GO): intracellular signal transduction; protein phosphorylation; microtubule cytoskeleton organization
Cellular component (GO): cytoplasm
Molecular function (GO): ATP binding; protein serine/threonine kinase activity; tau-protein kinase activity
Source: RefSeq, a predicted model, not a curated record